This is a messenger RNA of Stylonychia lemnae, 3084 nucleotides long. The record is from the annotation of a GenBank genome assembly. Lineage: Eukaryota; Ciliophora; Spirotrichea; Sporadotrichida; Oxytrichidae.
AUGCUAGUAGAAUCCCAGCAGCUGUUGUUGGAGUAGUUCUUUAACAAGUCACUUGAGCCCUAUCUGCAAAUGAUAGACCAACUGAAGAUCAGAUAGAAAGAAAAGGAGGCAGAGAUCAUAGAGAUUGAAAAGAAACAGUAAAAGAGUGUCACUGGCAAUGCUAGCACUGCUGGAACGAAAGCCGGAUAUAGACCUGGAGUUCUAAAUACAAGAACUCAAAUCAACAGAACAUCACUGACUAGUGCUAAGGGUUCUAAAGUCAAUACCCCCAGAGAGGGUUCAAAGGCAAUAGGAAGAUAGCCAACUUAGACAAGUGCAGCUGGCAGAGAACGGUCAAAGACACCAUCAGCAAAUAUGUCGGGCACUCGAGGAUUUUAGAACAAGUUGAAUCAGAGUAUGCAUACUAAUAGAGGGAAAGAUGGGUUGAAUCAGACUGCUAUUAGUUCUAAUGGAAGGCAGAGCUUUGGAGGAGGCACUAGAGCCAAUUCUAAUACAAGAAAUGAUCAUUAAUCUUAAACGAGAGGAUAAAACUCUGCAAUUAAAGGAAGCAGCAGUAGAUUAGUGCAACCUUCAUCAACUAAAAACUAGCUCAAUUCGUCGAUGAAUUUCGACUAGAAGUCAAGGAAUGGGUCAAAGCAGGGUAGAGCAGACACUGCCAGUCAAAUAUCUAGAGCUGGCUCAAAUAGCAGGAAAAAUCAAUAAGAGUCGUUAUUCAAUGCCAAGUAUGGAUCUAAUCGCAAAGAGAUUUCUCAGACAGAGGGAAAUACUAGAAGACCUUCUGGAAAUUUAAGGGAUAAUACAGACACAUCGAAAUUCAAUUUGAAGGAUCCUUUAAAUUAGUUCUUUGAAAAUGCAAUUUAAGCAUCAUUCGGCAGAAUAUCCACCUACGUCUAUGCCCCUGAUCAAAAGCCCGUUAGAGAUGAUCCAACUAUCAAGCCUAACGUGAACUUCAAGCUAACUUAUGUGCCUUCUUACAAUGGAAAGACCUCCAGGAAUAAUAUAGUAUACAUCGACUCAGAGCACAUCCUCUUCUAUUCUUCGACAAUGAUUGUAGUCAUGAAUAUAAACACCUAUCAGCAGCAGAUACUUCAGGGACACACUGAGGAGGUCCAGCAUGUUGGCUUUAACAAACCUAUAUUUAUGCUGAGCUCGGCUUAGAAAGCAGAUAAAAUAAAUAAGCAGCCUAGCUUCACAAUUUGGGAUCUAAAGUCUUGCCACCGUCUCACAUCUGUCUGCUAUCAUAGUGAAAAUAUCACGCAGGUUGGAUUCUGUGAAAACGGAGAGUAUCUUGUUACUAUAGGCGGUAGUGCGCAGAGCAAUGUCACGCUAGCUGUUUGGAAGGUCAAAGAUUUGCUUAAUGCUGGAAAAACGAACAAAAACACGAUAAAGGGAUUACAGCCUCUCUGUGAGACUAGUAUUGGGAGAGUAUCAGUGAACACGUUGUAUUUCGAUCAUGGCCAUUCAGACAAUCACAACAUCAACAUUGUCCUUGGUAUUGACAAAGGAGUUAAGUUUUUCACCAUAAAACUACCAGAAAAAUAGAUUGAGGAGAAGAAAGCCACAUAUGACUCAAAUGAGAGCAUGACUAAUAUUUACGGAAUAGCAUUCUAAGGAGAUGAUAUAUUCGCAGGAGGGGAGAAUGGCAAUGUCUACGUAUUCCGCUAAGACAAAGUAGUUGACAGUAAAUUUAAGGCAGAAUCUACGGGUAUUCACUGCUUAGGCUUUAUAGAUAGAGGAGAUAAUACAUAUCUAAUGACACUAUCAGAUAGUGGUAAAGUGUCUUUAUGGCACGAAGGUCAACUUGCAAAGCAGUAUGAGCUAUAUGAUGAAGAAAUCAAUUGUAAACUUGGAUCAGAGAGCCUGAAGCUUACUCCUAGGUCUUUCGGCUAUAAGAAUGAUACUCUCAUCAUUGGAUUUGAGUAGAAUGUGAUUAUGAAGUAUGAUAUCCGCCGUAAUCAACGUGAAGUACUUAUUGCUGGACCUUCUCACUCGCCUUAGUUUAUGACUAUGCAUCCAACACGAAAGAUAUAUGCUGUAGUUGGAUUGGAUAAGCACCUAAGACUCUAUUCAUAUGAAGCUCAUCUGUAAAAGAACAGAAAUUCACUUAUAAACUGCAUUGAGUUACAAUAUCAAGCCAAGAGUUGCGACUUCUCUCCAGAUGGCAAAUACUUUGCAAUGGGAUAUGAGAAUGGAGUGUUUGAGGUAUUCUAGGUCUAUGACAAUGAAGGGGAGUACUUCCAAAUUGAUUGCUUGAAGCUAUUCGAUCUCAACAGAAGAUACCCAGUUUAGUGUGUCAAGUUUUCACCUAAUGGAAAGUAUUUGUUAAUAACAUGUAAUAAAGAUAUCGUGGUGUUCAAUGCGACUACUGAUGACUUUGAAUAAGAAGGAUUACUCAAAGGAAACAUCUAAUAAGUGACAUUUGUAUAAUUUGACAAGACUUCUCAAUAUGCAAUGACCAAUUCAAUAGAUGGUUAAGUAAUAGCUUGGGAAUUGAUGCCAGGAGCUUUCACUAAACUCGAUCCAGCAAAAGUUAAGGAUGUAUUAUGGGAUAGAAAAUGCUGCGUUUAUGCUUGGGACACUAUAGGCACUUGGCAGAGUGAUAUGAUUGAGACUGAUAUGAACUGUGUGGACAUCUCAAAUGAUAAAAAGCUUAUAGCUGUAUCUGACAGCAAUGGAGCUCCAAGAAUCUACUGCUACCCAGCAUAUCUAGUGAAUCAAAGUUAUUUGACAUUGGAGCAGGGACACAUCAGCUAGGUAAUAAACUCAAAGUUUACGCCAGAGGAUUAUUUCCUUAUCACUCUGGGUGAAGCGGAUCAUACUAUGAUGGUCUGGAGUUAUAAAGCUUUCGGCUUGAAUAAAGAUACAGUUUAGACAGUUACUUCAGGUGCAGUCACAGAUAAAGUCCGUCCUCAAAUUAAUAGCCAGUUAAACGAUAGUAGUGAUAGGCAGGAGAUGAGGACACCUGAUAACAAGAUGAACACAAGCAGAGAUAUAGAUAUAGCCCUGAAUAAAAAGCUUGAAUAACUUGGAGAAAGCCAAUCUAAGAAAACAAUUAACAAAGACGAUGAGAACCUGCUAGAAUGA